GGAAAACACUGCCAUCAAAUAAAUCUCAGUUGGACGUUUGGAUGGUGAUUGUGAAAUCGACUGAGGAGACCCAGGGCAGCAGACGAUCGAGAGAAACUGGGGUGGGCGGGAGUGCGCUGAAGCCACACGAUAAAAAGGCUUUGCUCUUGGGAAAAAACUCUUGAUUCUUUCCACAGCCUUCCGAUCUCCAUCGUACGGUAUGAAGCGUCUACCUGGAUACUUACCGUCAUUACGCAAAUUUAGGUGACUUUCUUUCCCUCCCGACUUGGAUUCUACCUUAUGAUGAUUUUGGAUAUGUACCUUUGGGAUGAAGAGAACCCUUUCCCUGCCCGCCGAAGUAAGAUAAAAUAGGGUUUCGCUGACAUUGGAGUUACUCCUCUCGUUCCAUAUGAAGAAGUCAAACAUUUGGAUAUGCACCUGUGUCCAUUUAUUGCUGUACAUGACAGUUGCUGCCUAUUCCAGUGAAAUAGGAAAUCCCAUUACAGAUGACAUCAAGAAAAUUUCUUUGUUGAAACAGAAUAUUCCGAAAGACUACAAGAUUACAUUACGUUAUAUACCUAAAGAAGUGAGUGGUAUGUGCUGGGUGAAGCUAAAUGUAUUUCACUUGGAGGUGAGCUUAAAAGGCCUGGCGCAGAAGUUUGGGAACAUAUCCUCCAAUAAAGAUAAUAUAGGCACUUUUGUCCAAAUACUGCAGGAGAUGCGGUAUCACAUUGGACAUGGCUUGGAGGAUUCAAUGCUAGAAUUCGAUUGCCACUACUUAAAUGAGUUGUGGCUUACAGCGAAGUAUUUUGAAUUUGUGGAGGACUUUUUCAACACCGCCAACUCGUCGAGAGAUGUGGAGGACUGCGAGCCCCCACCGUGUCCCACAUCCACAAAAACGACAGUAACGACAACUACGACAGCGUCGACGACGUCAGCGCAACAUAGUACAAAUGAGAAACGGAACGGUUUGCCUGGCGACCCCGAAAAAGGGGCAUUCCUUCCAAAAGUUGUGGAGAGCAGUCUUAUGUCACUCCUCGCCAUCCCGUUCAUCGCAGUGGUGUUUCUGUUGGUCUGGAAGAUUAAAUCAAAAAGAAACGCCCCCCAAACCGAACGGAGUCCGGAAGAAGGUCCCGCCCUUUUCUCAGGAGAGGAAGCCAAUAUACCCCCAUUAGAUGUGGAGAUAUCUGAAAAAAACAGAUUAAAUAUUAUCAUGGCAGUGUAAAUCCAGCCCCAGCUUAACCAAUGCAGCCACUCCUUCAGACGGCACGACGGACUGGAACAAACAAGCACCACCUCCGAAAGCUUCUCUUACUGAACUUCUAGUUGUGAAGGACGCAUACAGGCCUGAAACGCAACGAACUGAUGCCCUCUCAUAUCAACCACUGCUGAGCCCUUUGGGGUAGAAACGGCUGCUCCUUCUGAGAACUUCUGAGAGUCGCUCUUCAUGCUCUUCAAAGCUUCCUACUCCUCUCGGAGACUGUGCAGGGGGAAUCUGAUGAAAAACAGAACGGCAUUGGAUUCAGCUGGAGACGUCAAAUAGCCGAGCGCAUUUUUUCGAGCGCAGGAGCCGCGGUUCAGAAGGAGGGCAGCCAUGUUGUUGCUUGAGAGCAGAUGGCUAUCUAAAAGGAGUUUAAGCAGAACUGACUACCUCCAGCUGCACUGGUCCAUCUCCUUCUUUCUCUCUUCGUCCCUGUUCUCUUUCUUUCCUUUGGUCUGGGUGUCCAGAUAGACGCCUUUUCAGUUUUUUGAGUGCUUGAAUCAGUAAAGUCGUUCUCAUCUGAUUUGUGAAUUGUUUUUAUUGUCACUAUAGACUGGUGGUGUGGACUUAAUUUAUUUAUUACCGAAUACGACACGACACCCGCAUGGCAAGAAAUAUCGAUCGGGACGGCGAAUACGCCAUCGUCUCGACCUUAAGACAUAUCCCGCAAUCCUUAAUCGCUUGUGUAUUUCGACAGUUCAUACUAGCCGCAACCUUGUAAGUACUUGUUUUUAACGCUAUAUAUCGAAUAUUAAAGUCUAAUUCGCGAUUAAUAUAGUUAGUUUCACAUUAUGGCUUUUUAUAAAGUCUGUCAGUGUUUUGAAAAAGUCCUUUAGUCAAAGAAAAUCUCUGGUGGCUGCUAAUUUUAUAGACGUCUCAGCUUUUGUCAACGCUCAUGAGAGAUAGAUUUUAAUUCAAAGAUGUUUUCUGCCAUACUAAAGUGAGAUCAGGCUUUUAAAAACUCAACUAGUAUUACAUAAAAACAAAACGGUACACCUCUCACCAAGAAAAAGCGACUUCGAAUACAGAAAUUUGUUCGUUCUUUGACGCCGUCGUAAAACGUGUAAGCUUCUACUCGUAUUUUUGUGCCUUUUCAUAGCAUGGCUCUCCCUGUAAAGAUUCUUUUUGGAUAACCAGCCAUAUAUUUAUUAUGAGAAAAAAAAUAAUAUAAUGAUAUUGCACUAGUUAUAUUGCUCUAGGACAUUUCAUAACACGAUCCGGUUUUGGUCUCCUGCUGAGUACGAAACGAUUUAUGCAUGCUCACAUCUGACGUCUUACAUGGCUUGCGCUUAAUCUGUACAUACUGAUUUAUGAUAGCUACGACUCAUAUAGAAAAGUGCUAAUGAUUUUGAGACGAAACUCAGAGGAGAUCAGAUUUGAUUUGUACCCUGCUUUCUCCAACUGGUUGUAAUGAUCUAUAUCCUGUGUUGUGGGGAAUAACCUGUUGUCUGCCCAGUCUUCGUUUUCUUAGUUAGAGCACAACAGUUUUUUUUUUUUUUUAAGAUACAGUAUGUAAUGUGAAGUUGACAUUUGGUGAGUACUAUCUUGUCCUGGUUAAGGUGGAUGUUUACAAAAACUUGUAUUAACAUUGGCAGCAAUGGAAACGUCUCCCAUUGUAGUGUUCUAACGGUUUUCAUGCAGUUAAUCCAAGUCAUUCUAAAGCUCUCGAUAGGGGCACGUCAGUGUAUUUGCUUUUUCCAAAACAGAUUUCGGGACAGCGCUGAGAUUUGGGAUCUGAGUUUCAUUUUUACACUCAUUCAGGAAACUCUGUGAACUGGAGGGCUUCCUUUGGCGGCUUUGUUGGUGCCUUGAUAAGGUUCCAUGUAAAGAGUCAAUAAGUAAUUGUGACAGAUAAGCUGCACCAUAAGUGGAAACAUCCUACAUGUUGUAUGAGUUUUGUGUGCGAGUUAGGACCCCCAAAACACCAACCGCAGACCAUACGAGCCAGCCAGUGAAAUUCCCACCACUGCCCUGAAACUACUGGGAAUGUUGGCGAAGUGUCAGAAGGCACUGUGAGGCUGAUUUGAAAGGGACGUACAAGGGAACCGUACCAGGAUUUUUCAGAUUUGGCACGUCCCAGUUGCCGCAGUUGGAUCCUGCAUCAUAUUUGUAAGACUGCAGAAGACAGCUAGUCAGGAAGCCAGUCAGGGUGCCAAACGUAAACAAGGAAUUGUGGCCCAGUCAUUGUCUGGGUGACAGUCUACUGUAUUCUGUAUUUUAUAUGAAUAUAUGCAAAUAUAUGUAUGAGAUGUGAAUAAAAUACAUUUAUCCACCAUU
Molecule: messenger RNA, 3517 nt
Organism: Labeo rohita (rohu)
Lineage: Eukaryota; Metazoa; Chordata; Actinopteri; Cypriniformes; Cyprinidae
Gene: kitlga
Product: kit ligand a
Exons: 10
Coding region: 389-1204 (271 amino acids)
Biological process (GO): positive regulation of cell population proliferation; cell adhesion
Cellular component (GO): plasma membrane
Molecular function (GO): cytokine activity; stem cell factor receptor binding
Source: RefSeq, a predicted model, not a curated record